AUGAGCAUGGCAUCCCAACCAACGCCCCAAUCAGCUUCAGAUCGGCUAUACACCAGCCCCCCAGGCGUAUACGCCCAGAACUUCUCUCCGGCACCAAGCCAAGGUGCAAAACAGCCACGAAGACAAUCUAAUGAUCCUUACGCAAACUUCUCCAAGCGCGAACGUACCGUUCGCGGUCAACGAGUAGGAAACAAGGUAAUCGUGGACAAACGUGUUCCUCUCCCCCCUCAAGGACAGUACAAGGCGGCAGAUCCCAGCAGAUCUAGGAGUGUACGACAUAGUCCUAGAAGAGCUGGCAGUGUGCAGGAUCGUAUUGAUCGGUCCUAUACCGUUUCUCCUCUUACAGAGGAUGAAAGGAACGUUCCUCAUGUGGACAUCCCAUCGCAUGACGAGUAUGCCCGUUGGAUAUAA
Fusarium odoratissimum NRRL 54006 is the source of this 411-nucleotide messenger RNA. RefSeq lists its product as uncharacterized. The transcript is spliced from 2 exons. Bases 1 to 411 code for a protein of 136 amino acids. The record is from RefSeq and is a predicted model, not a curated record. NCBI's taxonomy places the organism in Eukaryota, Fungi, Ascomycota, Sordariomycetes, Hypocreales, Nectriaceae.